Messenger RNA from Closterium sp. NIES-67, 5048 nucleotides. The record is from the annotation of a GenBank genome assembly. NCBI's taxonomy places the organism in Eukaryota, Viridiplantae, Streptophyta, Zygnematophyceae, Desmidiales, Closteriaceae.
AUGUUGCGAGACGUAUUACGUUCAACAUAGUCUUGCCAUUUCGGUUCCGGAUAGGGUUAGCGUGUUUCUCGCUAGGCGAUUUCCCUAUACCGGUUUGGCGUGUUCUUAAGAUGUCGCAGGAGCUCCUUAGCCUACUAGCCGCCGGACGCAGCGCCUUAUGUCCAGAUUUCGCAAAUGUCAGGUCGGUGCAGAGCGUUAUGGCGACUUUCUUCCGCGUUGACGUGCGGUUCAAUGUGGUGCAAUGUGGUGAGACGGCAUCGUUGCCAUCCCAACCCAACAUUUGCCACCUAUAAAACAGCUCCUCGAGACAUGACAAGCUUUAUUAGGAGCGAGCUAGCAAGCAACAGCCCGACUCCCAUCAGAGCUUCCGCCCUCGAAUCUCAACUUAGGGUGCUUAGGGUAAAUGAGAUCUUCCGCUCGCAUUUCCGACUCUCAUUUCGCGCUGCCAAGGCGACCGCAUUACCAUUCAGACGCGCGCACAGUAGACACUGGUUUUGAAGGGGGUCUUUCAAGGCGCAUGCUUUUCAAGUCCCCUCCCUCCUCUGGUGACGGUUCCGCGAGCCGUUUCGUACAUCUCCGAGACAGUUCCGCAGUUCAAGUUACUUCGCACGCAUUUUCGCCGAGAUCGUUAGGUUCUUCUCUCCCUGUGAGAGAGCGGGCGGAGCCUACGUGCUGAGCGGGCGGAGCCUACGUGCCUGUUCCCUCACUGCAUCCGUGUGUAAUGAGUCGAUUUUUGAGUCGACACAAAAAUCCGUGUGUAAUUACACGCGGAGCCUACGUGCCAGUUCCCUCACUGCAUCAGCCGUUUGGUUACGCUGUCGAGGUGACUUUUGAGUCGACUCAAAAGUCACUGCAUCAGCCGUUUGGUUACGCUGUCCCGACCGUUAGCGUCGCUCCAAUCGAGGUUACGGACUUAGGUUGGUCGGGGGCUGGACGCAUUCUGUACUUAGGCUUAAAUGUCCACAGUGGAGCGUAACUACCCUCCCCCCCGUCAACCUUACGCGCUCAUUGCAUCAGCGAGAGUAACGCGGUUCCUUCACCGUUCCUCCGUCGCUGUUCCUCCGUCGCUCUUCCUCCGUCGCUCUUCCUCCGUCGCUCUUCCUCCGUCGCUCUUCCUCCGUCGCUGUUCCUCCGUCGCCGUCUUCCCGUCUUGUCCCGUGACGGAUGGGCUCUCUGACGGAAGGAUCUGACGGACGGAUCUGACGGAAAAUCUGACGGAAGAUCCUCGUGACUGAAGUCAAGUGGCGGAAGGAUCUGACGGAGGGAUCUGACGGGAGGAUCCGAUGGACGGCCCUGAUGGAAGGGCCCCGCGACGAUCGCAACGAAUCUCGCAAAAACGUGAGAGAGGGCUCAACACGGGCUCUGGGGAGAACCAUGCUGAGACUCUGGCGACGGGAAAAGCGGCGAAACGGGGGGGCGGGGGCGGGGGCGCGGGGAAUUCCACGCUGAUAUCCCAAGGGGAGUAUGAGAGAGAGUUAGAUAGGAGGUUUGUUGUGCCUGAUGAUGCGGCAACAGUGGGAGGUGGGAAGCGGAGGAGAAGGGCCGAAGGAUUGCGCUCAAAGGAUUUGGACGACGAGGAGGAGUAUGAGAGGGAGCUAGACAGGAGGUUUAUUGUACCGGAUGGGGUUAUAACGGGGGGAAAUGGCAGGGGGCGGAGGAGAGGGGGGCGCAGGGGAGAGGGUGGUAGGCGGAAAAGGGGAAGGGGAACAGCAGGUGUGGGAGGAAGGAGAGCGUCGGGGAAGAGAGGGAGAGAGGAGGCGGAGGAGGAGGAGGCGGAGAAGGAGGCGGAGGAGGAGGAGGAGAAGGAGGAGGAGAAGGAGGAGGAGGAGGAGGAGGAAGGAGGAGGAGGUGAGAAGGAAGCAGGUGCAGGGGGUGAUGUUGGCAAUGGGGAUAGUGAUGAUGACGUGCUAGAGGUUGUGGGGGGGUGGGAUGAUGAGCAGUCCUGUGAGGAGGAGCAGAAUGACGAGGACAGAGUGGAAAUGGAAGAGCAGGAGGGGCAUGGGGAGGGGCAGGGGGAGGGGCAGGGGGAGGGCCAGGGGGAGGGGCAGGGGGAGGGGCAGGACGAUUGUACAUGCGAUGUAACAGAGAACAUCUGUUACAUAUGCGACAAUGGUGGUAAUCUGAUCAUGUGCGAGGGGCCCUGCCUCCGGUCCUUCCAUCCCAAACCUUCUUCCCGAGCCGACGCUGAGGAGGUUCGGGACAACCGGUGCACCACAGUCGGGAUCACCGAGCCUGAGGCGCGGGCUGAGAACCCGUGGCUGUGUCCUAAUUGCAGGUCCGGGCUGCAGGUGUGCUUUAUCUGCUACAGGCUUGGGAGGGUGAGAAGUGUGGGGGAAGGAGGAGGAGGAGGAGGAGGUGCGCGAGCUGAGGGGGAAGGAAGAGUGGGAGGAUUGGAAGUAGAGGGGAAAGGAGGAGUGGGAGGAGAAGGAUUAGAGGGGGGAGGAGUAGGAGAGAGUGAAGCAGAGAGGGGCGGGGGAGUGGGAGGGGAUGGCGCAGAGGGGGGAGGAAGAGUAGGAGGGGUGGAAGCAAGAGGUGGCGAGGGAGUGGGCGUAAGGGGAGUAAGAGGAGUGGGAGGGGUUGGAGCAGGAGUUGGAGGAGUAGGAGGUGCAGGAGCAGAGGAGGGAGGAGAGGGGGAUGGUUCAGGGCACAAAGCAGGAAAACAGGAAAUUUCUGAGGGCAAGGGAGAAGGGGAUGGAGAGGUAUUUAUGUGCGGAGCAGAUUUUUGCGGGCAGUUUUUUCAUGCUGAUUGCGUGGCUCCAUGGAUCGUGCGCCUGAAACGCCUGGAGCCACCUGAAAUUUCACCUGAAGUUUCACCUGGUGUUUCACCUGGCGUUUCACCUGAGGACAGGGAGAUGGUCAGGGCGGAAGAGGUGAAGCGGGUGGCUGAUGGCAUUCGCGGUCGGGCAGCUGGAGAGGAUAAUUUUAUCUGCCCCAGGCACACGUGUGUGCGUUGUCGAAAGGGAGGGAUUCUUUCUGGUACUACCAGUGGGGAUGGUGCUGCUGGUAGUGGUGGUGGGGAUGGUGCUUCUGCUGCUGCUGCUGCUGCUGCCGCUGCAGUGGGGAGUGCUGCUACUGGUGGUGGUGACGCCACUGCUGCUGCUGCUUGUGAUGGUGGCAAUGGCUCGGCUGCUGCUGCUGCAGAGGCUGCUGCUGCUUCUGGGAAUGGCCGUAGCAAGAUUGGUGAUGUAUCAAGGGCGGAUCUGGACUCAGAAAAGAACAAGCUCGUGCCAUGCCGUCGCUGCCCGACCGUUUUCCACUUGCAGUGCCUGCCCAGAAACCUGCCCAAAAGCAAUCGGCGGGCAGGCGAAGGAAGGCCGCAGCGGGUGUGGGGACUAAGCAGGGAGUUUGGGGGGGAUGGGGGCGAUGGGUUUCCCCUCAUGCUGUACUGCGACCGGCAUCGGAUCGUCCCGGGGCUGGGAACUCCUGCUAGGAAUCAUUGUCACUUUCCUGGGUUGGAGAGAUGGGGUGAGGGGAGGGAGGUGUGGAGGGAGUGGGGAGUGGAGGAGGAGGAGGAAGAGGAGGAAGAAGUGGAAGAGGAAGAGGAUGAGGAUGAGGUGGGGGAAGAGGAGGAAGAGGAGGUGUUGGGUAGGUUUGGAGAGGGUUAUAGAGAGGAGUGGAGGAGUGAGAGAGCACGAUCAACGCGUCUGAACGUGGUAGGGAGGGCGGGAGGCGAGGGCUUGGAAGAAAGCAAGAAGAGAAUAAGAGAUGGAGGUGGGGCGGUGGGGAAAAGGGAGAAAGAGUCGGAUGAGGCUAUGGUGGUGGGGUGGUGGGGAAAAGUGAUGAGGGGGCCGAAGGGCGGGGGGGGGUCAGUGGGAGGAGGGGCGUCGAGAGGUGGGGAGGGAGGGAAGCGAGCAAAGUCAGGCAAGGGGGGGGGGGUGGGGGAGGUAGGGGAGAGAGGGAAGGGGGGAAAGGUGGGGGAGGAAGGGAAGGUUGCGAGAGGAGGAAAGGUUGGGAGUGUUCGUGGACUUGGAAGGGGUGGCGUCACUUUGGGUGGUGCAGCCAGUGCUGGUGGUGCUGGUGCUGGUGCUGGUGCUGGUGUGGGUGCAGUGGGCGCUAGCGCUGGUGCUAGUGCUGGUGCAGUCAGAGCUGGUGCUGGUGCUGGUACUGGUGAGAGGGGAGGAGUAGACAGGGGAGGGAGUGAGAGGGGAGGAGUAGACAGGGGAGGGAGUGAGAGGGGAGGAGUUGACAGGGGAGGGAGUGAGAGGGGAGGAGUUGAGAGCGGAGGGAGUGGGACUGCACUGGUUGGAGGGUUAUCAAUGAGUGACUUAGUGCAACGGGCACGACUGGCGACCGCUCUUCACCACACCCCUUCUCACCAUACUGCUUCUCACCAUACUGCUUCUCACCAUACUGCUUCUCACCACACCCCCGCUCGCCACCUCCCCUCUCGCCACAUCUCUUUUCACCAUACUGCACCGCACUCUACAUCCCUUCACCAAAUCUCAUCCUUCCAUACCUCUCGUUACCCCCCAUCCGUUCAUCAUACCUCGUCUAUGCACUCCCCUCUUCCUCGUUCUCCUGUUACCCCUCCUCAUCCUUAUUCCCCCCCUCUUUCUCCUCGUUAUUCUCGCCACACUCCCAACUCUCCUUAUUCUCCUUAUUCUCCUUCUUCUCCUUCUUCUCCUUCCUAUGGUCUUACAUCUCCCUCUUAUUCUCCCACUUCUCCCUCUGAUUCUCCUACCUAUCCUUGUUAUUCCCCUACGUCUCCCUCUUAUUCUCCCACGUCUCCUUCUUAUUCUCCGUCUUAUGCUCCUUAUGCUUCUUAUAAUCCUUAUAAUCCUUCACUGCAUGCUUUGCCUCCUCGAGGCAGAGCAGCAGCGAGGGGCGAAGCAGCAGAAGCAUGGGAGGUGAUGACGGUGGGAACAGGGGAGUUGGCAUCAUCAGCGUCAGCAGCAGCAGUGACAGCGAAGGCAAGGGGAGGGGCGGUAGUGCUGGUGGUGCUAGUGGUGGUAUUGGCGGUGGUGCUGCUGCUGCUGUUGGUGCUGGUUCUGGUGUUGGUGUUGCUAGUGAUGGGAGAAGGGUAGGGAGAGGGGACGGGGGAGAGGUGG